GCUCUCAUUAAUCAAUUGCUUUGUAGUAAUCCAUCCAUGCACCCACCUCUCUUUCUCCCGAACAGCAAGAAGAUGAGCCAAGCCCAUGGCGUCUAUAAAAGAGAGCCCUACCCCCUCCAUCUCAAAAAUUUCAAUCCUUCCUCUUCCUUAGCUUAUUAGCUUCCUUCCUUCACUAGUGCCAGUUUUCCUCCUACGUAAUCUAAGCUAGCCAGGUCGUCAUCUUCUUCCUUCAGCUCACGCUGACCAAACACCAUCUGUUAUUCUGUUUGUUUGUUUUUUUUUAAAAAAAGAAAAAAAAUCUAGCUAGGCGAGCCGAUUGAAGGAGCUGAGCAUGCCGAGCAGCGGCGGCGCCAUGCCUGCCCUUCCACCAGGCUUCCGCUUCCACCCCACCGACGAGGAGCUCAUCGUUCACUACCUCAUGAACCAGGCCGCCUCCAUCAAGUGCCCCGUGCCAAUCAUCGCCGAGGUCAACAUCUACAAGUGCAACCCAUGGGACCUUCCUGGUAAGGCGCUGUUCGGCGAGAACGAAUGGUACUUCUUCAGCCCGAGGGACCGCAAGUACCCCAACGGCGCACGCCCCAACCGCGCCGCCGGCUCGGGGUACUGGAAGGCCACCGGCACCGACAAGUCCAUCUUGUCAACUCCGACGAGCGACAACAUCGGCGUCAAGAAGGCCCUAGUCUUCUACAAGGGCAAGCCCCCCAAGGGCGUCAAGACCGACUGGAUCAUGCACGAGUAUCGCCUCACAGGCACAUCAGCUAACAACACCACCACCACAAAGCAGCGUAGAGCAUCAUCCAUGACCAUGAGGCUGGACGACUGGGUGCUGUGCAGAAUCCACAAGAAGAGCAACGACUUCAAUUCCUCUGACCAACACGACCAAGAACCCGAGGGAUCAACCGUCGAUGAACAGCUUGAAGACAUCCAUGACAACAACUCUUCCUCUCAACAACCUCCUGCUCCACCUGACAUGAACAACCAACAGUCAGAUUUCCAGCCCAUGACGGCGAUGAGCAUGAGCAAGUCAUGCUCCCUCACCGAUCUCCUCAACAACCUCGACUGCGCCGCGCUCUCGCAGUUUCUCCUCGACGGCUCAUCCGACGCCAUCGCUGAGCUUCCUGCUCCUCCCAGCCCUCUAAUAUAUCCAAACCAAACACUAAACUAUAACAUCAACAACAACAUGCCACACGCCUUCGAGUCACGCCUAGAUCAUCACGAUGGUUACGUUAACAAUUAUAAUGUUAAUGGCCUAAGGAGGAAGAGAAUGAUGGCGUGUAGUGCAACUUCUUUUGAUGAUGGCAGCAGCAGCAGCAGCAGUGACUUUUUGCAUGUUGCCAAGAAACCGCUGCUGCUGCCAAGUGAUUCAAGGGGCAGUGGUUUUGGAGGAGGUUACUGCAACCAGCAGCUUUCAGAGACUGCGACUGGUUUUCAGUUUCAGAACGGCAAUAUGUUGAGCCAUCCAUUUCCUCUGAACCAGCAGCUACUGCUGAACAAUCAUCUGCAGAUGCAGUAGCUAGUAGGCGUCUAGAUCCGUUUACCGAUCGAUCUGAAGAGAGGUGAAUUAAUUUCAACGAAUGAAACUACAGAUUCAGAGAGGAAGAUACUGAUUGUUCCAUUUGGAUUUAUUUUGAGGAGUUGCAUGACAGAUAGACAAACAGACGGAAUUCUUGAUGUAACCCAUGCAAGGAAAGAUUCAGAUUUCUUCCUAUGGCAUUAAUUUGUGAGUUUUUUUUUGUUUUCAUUUUCAUGUACAAGAAUGUAAAUUAUAAAUGGUAAUAUCGUGCAAGCUAGUACUCAAGCCAAUUUAUAUGAUAAUCUUUAUGCAUGUUUCUUAAUUAUUCUGGUAUCAA
Messenger RNA from Oryza sativa Japonica Group (Japanese rice), 1850 nucleotides. Its product is annotated as NAC transcription factor 29. Gene Ontology annotation, molecular function: DNA binding. NCBI's taxonomy places the organism in Eukaryota, Viridiplantae, Streptophyta, Magnoliopsida, Poales, Poaceae. Gene Ontology annotation, biological process: regulation of DNA-templated transcription. The record is from RefSeq and is a predicted model, not a curated record.